UCUCACUCUUUCUUUCUCUCUUUCAUUCACCCCUCCCUUCUCACCUUACUUUUCUGCUAAGUUGCUUAAAGCUGCAGCGCCACAACCAACCCCCUCUCUCUAUCCCUCUCUCACUCUGCUUUUCUCCCUUCUCUCUCCUAGGGUUUAUACUCCUCACCACUAAUCCUUCAACCUCUCAACUCUCCAUUGCAGUAUCUUCAAUGCGACAUCCAUAUCUCUCACCUUACACUUCUCAACCUCGCAUCCUGCUUGUACUAAAUUAUUAUAGGUGAAGAAAGAGUGGGGGAGUUUCUGGUGAGGUGUGAAGCUAAGAAAUGACGUCGAGAGGGGGGGCGGAGCCGUCGCUGCAGCGGCGGUUAACGAGGACGCAGACGGUGGGGAACAUCGGGGAGUCGAUAUUUGAUAGUGAGGUGGUGCCGUCGUCACUGGUGGAGAUCGCCCCUAUUCUUCGUGUUGCUAAUGAAGUCGAGCCCAGCAAUCCCCGUGUCGCAUAUCUCUGUCGAUUUUAUGCCUUCGAGAAAGCUCAUCGUCUAGACCCCACAUCAAGUGGACGUGGUGUACGCCAAUUUAAAACUGCACUUCUGCAGCGGCUUGAAAGGGAGAAUGAUCCAACCUUGAUGGGCAGGGUGAAAAAAAGUGAUGCCCGUGAAAUGCAGAGCUUUUAUCAGCAUUACUACAAAAAGUACAUCCAAGCUUUGCAAAAUGCUGCUGAUAAAGCUGAUCGUGCCCAGCUUACAAAAGCAUACCAAACUGCAAAUGUUCUCUUUGAAGUUUUGAAAGCAGUCAAUCAGACACAAUCUGUAGAAGUGGAUCGUGAGAUUUUAGAAACUCAUGAUAAAGUUGCCGAGAAGACAGAGAUAUAUGUCCCUUAUAAUAUACUUCCACUUGAUCCAGAUAGUGUGAAUCAGGCAAUCAUGAAGUAUCCAGAGAUUCAAGCUGCUGUUUAUGCUCUUCGAAAUACCAGAGGCCUUCCCUGGCCUAAGGAUUACAAGAAGAAGAAAGAUGAAGAUAUUCUUGAUUGGCUUCAAUCAAUGUUUGGUUUUCAGAAAGACAAUGUUGCAAAUCAAAGAGAGCAUCUCAUCUUGCUGCUAGCUAAUGUACACAUACGGCAGAAUCCAAAGCCUGACCAACAACCUAAGUUGGACGAACGUGCUUUGAAUCAUGUGAUGAAGAAACUCUUCAAGAACUAUAAGAAAUGGUGCAAGUACUUAGAUCGCAAAAGUAGUCUUUGGUUGCCAACCAUACAACAGGAAGUGCAACAACGUAAACUAUUAUACAUGGGAUUGUAUCUCCUUAUAUGGGGCGAGGCUGCAAAUUUGAGAUUCAUGCCAGAAUGUUUAUGCUAUAUAUAUCAUCAUAUGGCUUUUGAACUCUAUGGCAUGCUAGCUGGCAAUGUCAGUCCCAUGACUGGUGAAAAUGUGAAGCCAGCCUAUGGAGGAGAAGAGGAAGCUUUCUUGAGAAAAGUUGUUACUCCGAUCUAUGAAGUGAUUGCACAUGAAGCUAAAAUGAGCAGAAGAGGAAAAUCAAAGCAUUCCCAGUGGAGGAACUAUGAUGACAUAAAUGAAUACUUUUGGUCUGUAGAUUGCUUCAGAUUAGGUUGGCCUAUGCGUGCUGAUGCUGAUUUCUUUUGCCUGUCACCGGGAGACAAAAAUGAGGGUCAGAAUACUAGAGAUCGUUGGGUGGGAAAGGUUAAUUUCGUUGAGAUACGCUCAUUUUGGCACAUCUUUAGAAGCUUCGACAGAAUGUGGAGUUUCUUCAUAUUGUGUUUACAGGCUAUGAUAAUUGUUGCUUGGAAUGGUAAUGGGGAACCUAGCGCAAUAUUUGAUGCUGAUGUUUUCAAGAAAGUACUUAGCAUCUUCAUUACUGCAGCUAUUCUAAAGCUUGGACAAGCCCUUCUUGACAUGAUUCUUAGUGUUAAAGCAAGGCGAAGCAUGUCAUUCUAUGUUAAGCUUAGAUAUAUCCUAAAAGUUGUAUCAGCUGCUGCUUGGGUGAUAAUCCUACCUGUUACAUAUGCUUAUACAUGGAAAAAUCCUCCAGCAUUUGCUCAAGCCAUCAAAAAUUUGUUUGGCAAUAAUUCAAGUUCUCCCUCACUCUUUAUCCUUGCUGUUGUAAUAUACCUAUCUCCAAAUAUGCUUGCCGCUGUUCUAUUCCUUUUCCCACUUAUUCGUCGAUUCCUUGAGAGAUCAAACUACAAAAUUGUGAUGCUCAUGAUGUGGUGGUCACAGCCUCGACUGUAUGUUGGUAGGGGAAUGCAUGAGAGCGCAUUUUCUCUUUUCAAGUACACAAUGUUCUGGGUUCUACUUAUUGUGACAAAGUUAGCUUUCAGUUACUAUUUGGAGAUCAAGCCUUUAGUAGUUCCAACAAAAGCUAUCAUGAGUGUCCACAUCACCACUUAUCAGUGGCAUGAAUUUUUUCCACAUGCUAGAAGCAAUAUUGGUGUUGUGGUUGCACUUUGGGCUCCCAUCAUUCUUGUAUAUGUCAUGGAUACUCAGAUCUGGUAUGCCAUAUUCUCUACCAUUUUUGGUGGCAUUUAUGGGGCAUUCCGUCGACUUGGAGAGAUUCGCACUUUAGGAAUGUUGAGGUCCCGCUUUGAGUCUCUGCCCGGUGCGUUCAAUGCAUGCCUAAUACCAGAGGAUAAGAACGAACCACCACAAAAAAAGAAGGGAUUGAAGGCCACCUUUUCCCAGAAAUUUGCUGUGCCAUCCAACAAAGAAAAAGAAGCAGCCAGGUUUGCUCAGUUAUGGAAUAAAAUUAUCAGUAGCUUCAGAGAGGAGGAUCUUAUUAGCGACAGGGAAAUGGACCUCUUGCUUGUACCAUAUUGGGCAGACCGUGAGUUGGAGAUAGUACAGUGGCCUCCGUUUUUGCUUGCCAGCAAGAUUCCAAUAGCAGUCGAUAUGGCUAAGGAUAGUAAUGGCAAGGACCGUGAGCUGACAAAGAGAAUUGAUGCAGACCCUUACAUGUCUUCUGCUGUUUCUGAGUGCUAUGCUUCAUUUCGGAAUAUUAUUAAAAGCUUGGUUCGCGGUGAUCGUGAAAUGAAGGUUAUUGAGAUUAUCUUUUCUGAAGUUGACAAGCAUAUAGUGGCGGGUAAUCUAAUUAGUCAAUUCAAAAUGAGUGCGCUUCCCAGCCUUUAUGACCUUUUUGUGAAGCUUAUCAAAUACUUGCUUGAUAAUAAGCCAGAGGAUAGAGAUCAAGUUGUGAUUCUUUUCCAAGACAUGCUUGAAGUUGUUACACGAGAUAUAAUGGAGGAGGAUCACGUAUCCAUCUUGGUAGAUUCAAUCCAUGGGGCUUCUGGACAUGAAGGAAUGAUUCCUUUUGAACAUCAGCAAUAUCAAUUAUUUGCAUCUGCUGGUGCCAUAAAAUUUCCAGCACAGGAAUCAGAGGCUUGGAAAGAAAAGAUCAAAAGAUUGUUUUUACUCCUUACAGUAAAGGAGUCUGCAAUGGAUGUACCAUCCAAUCUAGAAGCUAGGAGGCGAAUAUCAUUUUUCUCCAAUUCUUUGUUUAUGAACAUGCCUUCUGCUCCGAAAGUCCGUAACAUGCUUUCGUUCUCUGUUUUGACUCCAUACUACACAGAGGAGGUCCUUUUCUCAUUGAAAGGCCUUGAAGAACCAAAUGAAGAUGGGGUCUCCAUCCUUUUCUAUUUGCAGAAAAUUUUCCCAGAUGAAUGGAACAACUUCCUUGAGCGUAUGAAUUGCCUCGGUGACGAAGAGCUAAAAGCAUUAUUGGAAAUAGAAGAAAAAGCUUUGUAUGCAAGUGAACAACUACGUCUUUGGGUAUCCUAUAGGGGCCAGACAUUGACUAGAACUGUGAGAGGGAUGAUGUAUUACCGCAAAGCUCUAGAACUUCAAGCCUUCCUUGAUAUGGCCCGGGAUGAAGACUUGAUGGAAGGGUAUAAAGCCAUUGAGUUAAAUGAGGAUCAAAUGAAGGGAGAAAGGUCAUUGUGGGCACAAUGUCAAGCAGUGGCUGAUAUGAAAUUUACAUAUGUUGUAUCAUGCCAGUCAUAUGGUAUUCACAAACGAUCUGGUGAUCCGCGUGCACAAGAUAUUUUACGACUCAUGACAACGUACCCAUCUCUCCGUGUUGCAUAUAUUGAUGAAGUUGAAGAACCAACCAAAGACAGGCCAAAGAAAGUCAACCAAAAGGUUUACUACUCGACUCUUGUGAAGGCUGCAUUGCCAAAGUCAAAUUCCUCUGAGCCUGGCCAAAAUUUGGAUCAGAUUAUAUAUCGAAUAAAAUUACCAGGUACUGCUAUCUUGGGUGAAGGAAAGCCUGAGAAUCAAAACCAUGCUAUUAUCUUUACACGCGGAGAAGGUUUGCAAACAAUAGAUAUGAAUCAGGAUAACUAUAUGGAAGAAGCAUUGAAAAUGAGAAACUUGCUUCAAGAGUUUCUGAAAAAGCAUGACGGUGUGAGGUAUCCUUCUAUACUUGGGUUGAGGGAGCACAUAUUUACUGGAAGUGUUUCUUCUCUUGCUUGGUUUAUGUCGAAUCAAGAGACCAGCUUUGUCACUAUUGGUCAGAGACUGUUGGCCAACCCACUUAGGGUUCGAUUCCAUUAUGGCCAUCCUGAUGUUUUUGAUAGAUUAUUCCACUUAACAAGGGGUGGAGUCAGCAAAGCUUCUAAAGUUAUCAAUCUAAGUGAGGACAUAUUUGCUGGCUUCAAUUCUACACUUCGUGAGGGCAAUGUAACUCACCAUGAAUAUAUUCAAGUUGGUAAAGGGAGGGAUGUGGGGCUUAAUCAAAUUUCUCUAUUUGAAGCCAAGAUAGCCAAUGGUAAUGGAGAGCAAACAGUGAGUCGUGAUUUAUACAGACUUGGGCACCGAUUUGACUUUUUCCGAAUGCUAUCGUGUUACUUCACUACUAUUGGGUUCUACUUUAGCACAUUGAUUACUGUUCUUAUUGUUUAUGUCUUCCUUUACGGACGCCUUUAUCUUGUCCUCAGUGGACUUGAAGAAGGACUUAUUACCCAGCCAGCAAUUCGUGACAAUAAGUCUCUUCAAGUUGCUCUUGCUUCUCAAUCCUUUGUUCAAAUUGGGUUUUUAAUGGCCCUUCCUAUGAUGAUGGAAAUUGGCUUAGAAAGGGGCUUUCGCACUGCACUUAGUGAAUUUAUACUCAUGCAAUUGCAGUUGGCUCCUGUGUUCUUUACGUUUUCAUUGGGAACUAAGACACAUUAUUAUGGAAGGACACUCCUUCAUGGUGGAGCAAAAUAUAGGCCCACAGGUCGUGGUUUUGUGGUGUUUCAUGCUAGAUUUGCUGAUAAUUAUCGGUUCUACUCCCGUAGCCACUUUGUUAAGGGACUUGAGCUAUUGAUACUACUAGUAGUGUAUCAAAUUUUUGGAGAAGCUUAUAGAGGAACUGUUGCAUAUAUCUUAAUAACCGUGUCUAUUUGGUUCAUGGUUGGAACAUGGCUGUUUGCUCCAUUCCUUUUCAAUCCCUCAGGUUUUGAAUGGCAAAAGAUAGUUGAUGAUUGGACUGAUUGGAACAAAUGGAUAAGCAACUCUGGAGGUAUAGGUGUCACUCCGGAGAGAAGUUGGGAAUCAUGGUGGGAAGAGGAACAAGAGCAUCUUCGCCAUUCUGGAUUGCGUGGCAUCAUCACUGAGAUUAUACUAUCUUUACGAUUCUUCAUAUAUCAGUAUGGUCUCGUCUAUCACUUGAACAUCACAAAACACAAUCAAAGUUUUCUGAUUUAUGGCGCAUCAUGGCUGGUUAUCAUUGUUAUGCUUUUUGUAAUGAAGACUAUUUCUGUUGGACGGAGAAAAUUCAGUGCAAGUUUUCAACUUGUGUUUCGUCUCAUCAAAGGGAUGAUAUUUCUCACAUUCAUCUCGAUCCUGGCAAUUUUGAUUGCACUACCUCACAUGACUGUUCGGGACAUUGUGGUGUGCAUUCUUGCCUUCUUACCAACCGGUUGGGGUUUACUCCUGAUUGCCCAAGCAUGCAAACCCCUUGUGCAAAAGGCUGGAUUCUGGGGAUCCGUUCGAACACUUGCCCGUGGCUACGAGAUAGUGAUGGGAUUACUUCUGUUCACUCCUGUUGCUUUUCUGGCCUGGUUUCCUUUCGUUUCUGAAUUCCAGACUCGGAUGCUGUUCAACCAAGCGUUUAGCCGAGGUCUCCAAAUUUCGCGUAUUCUGGGUGGGCACAGGAAAGAUCGGAAUCGAAACAAGGAGUGAGCUGGGCUCGCAGGCAAGCGCCAUUGCAAUUGUACUCUAUUCUAUCUAUUCAUGAGACUCUUGUUCAUUCCCCCCAGUCUGAGGUGCCACUGUAAUUAUGUAACAUUAGGCGCUGCAGUUUUUGUGUAGUCGAGAUCGGUCGGUGCUUGUUGAAGAGUUACAAUCACAUUGAUGGAGAUUUUUUUUUUUUUAAUGAUUAUUAUUACAAUUCCUUCACUGUUCCUCAUUUUUUAACAACUUUUUUCCAUUCUCCGGAGAUUUAUACCAUUAAAUUUAACCU
Ipomoea nil (Japanese morning glory) is the source of this 6441-nucleotide messenger RNA. Its product is annotated as callose synthase 3. The transcript is spliced from 43 exons. Gene Ontology annotation, molecular function: 1,3-beta-D-glucan synthase activity. The coding region runs from base 315 to 6161 and encodes 1948 amino acids. Gene Ontology annotation, biological process: (1->3)-beta-D-glucan biosynthetic process. Gene Ontology annotation, cellular component: plasma membrane; 1,3-beta-D-glucan synthase complex. Lineage: Eukaryota; Viridiplantae; Streptophyta; Magnoliopsida; Solanales; Convolvulaceae. The record is from RefSeq and is a predicted model, not a curated record.